AUGUCCUCUAAACACUUUCUAGUUCUCCUUUUUGGAUUGAUGUUUCUCAUUACUUCUAGCUUUGCUCAUUAUUGCAAGCCUCCCACUUGUAAGCUUCAUGUUGAAAAAUUACUGUCAAAGAAUGAGCACUUUCCUCCUGAGACCGAACCCAUUAAGGACGAAUCCAUUAGGGACCUACCCAUUGAGGAUGACCCCUUUGAGGACGACCCCGAGGACGAACCGAUAAAUGGUUGUCCUAUUCUUGAUGGUCUCAUUCACAAUGGGCCACCAUUGCACAAGCUUCAAGUUGAAAAACCACUUGUUUACAAGCCUUCAGUUGAGGAAUCACCUCUGGAGAAACCACCGAGUUUUAUGCCCCAACCUUAUGGUCACUGGCCUCGUUUAUCAAACACAAAUUGA
This is a messenger RNA of Neltuma alba, 399 nucleotides long. RefSeq names its product repetitive proline-rich cell wall protein-like. Lineage: Eukaryota; Viridiplantae; Streptophyta; Magnoliopsida; Fabales; Fabaceae. Bases 1 to 399 code for a protein of 132 amino acids. The record is from RefSeq and is a predicted model, not a curated record. The transcript has a single exon.